AUGGCAACCUCAAGAGGCCUGCGGCUGUGGCUGCCUAAGCCCAAGACCUUCCUCGGCCUGAUGAGUCUCCAGACCGGCACCGAGAUGAUUUCGAUAACGCUCCUCAUCAACAAAGUCACGGGCCUCUACGGGCUGCUCGCAAUCCUGACCGGCUUCUCCCUCGACGCGGUCCAGCUCUCCAUGUACCUAUACUCCGUCGCCGUGCUCGGUGCCCUCGCGUUCCUGAUCCCGCACAUCCGGAGGCAGACUCCGUUGCAGAAUCUGUCGCUGGCGUGGCUUUACAUUGUCGACACGGCUGCCAACGCCGCGUACACGGUGACGUUUGCGGUGCAGUGGUACCUCAAGUCGGGCGGCAACCCGGAGGGCGACGCGGCUGAGCAGGCCACGGACACGGCAGCUAGCAUGGUGCUGAUCGCGGGGUUCACACUAUUCAGGGUGUACCUGAUGCUCGUCAUCAUGAGCUUCACGAGGCAGGUCCUGCAGAGACACAUGGCCGGGUUGGCCGGCGACAAGGGCGCUGUAGUGCUGCCGUUUACCACCGGGUCGCCCGACAGCGAGGGCUGGAGGGGCAAGCUGGGACGUGCGAUGCUAUUCGUUGGCCAGGACUACUGGGUCGGCGUCAGGGAGGACGAGGAGUGGGCACCUGGCCAGCGCGUGCCGCUGGUCGCUGAUGAAACCGACGACGAGUAG
Messenger RNA from Diaporthe citri, 690 nucleotides. RefSeq lists its product as uncharacterized. The transcript is spliced from 2 exons. Bases 1 to 690 code for a protein of 229 amino acids. The record is from RefSeq and is a predicted model, not a curated record. Gene Ontology annotation, molecular function: inositol phosphoceramide synthase regulator activity. Lineage: Eukaryota; Fungi; Ascomycota; Sordariomycetes; Diaporthales; Diaporthaceae. Gene Ontology annotation, biological process: inositol phosphoceramide metabolic process. Gene Ontology annotation, cellular component: inositol phosphoceramide synthase complex; Golgi membrane.